Molecule: messenger RNA, 6197 nt
Organism: Tachysurus vachellii
Lineage: Eukaryota; Metazoa; Chordata; Actinopteri; Siluriformes; Bagridae
Gene: pdcd11
Product: programmed cell death 11
Exons: 36
Coding region: 114-5579 (1821 amino acids)
Biological process (GO): rRNA processing
Cellular component (GO): nucleolus; nucleus; small-subunit processome
Molecular function (GO): protein binding; RNA binding
Source: RefSeq, a predicted model, not a curated record
GUCACAAACAUGGCACGCUUUUGAGAAGAACAUGUGAGUCUGUGAACGUGGGAUCAGAUUUGAGGAGUCAUUAAAAACGAUCCGGUUUAAGAUUACAUCUGUGUUAAAGCACCAUGGCGGCAGAAGAAGAUUUCCCUCGUGGUGGAGCAGUGAAGAAAACAUCUGAGCAGAAAACUGCUAAAACUAACAAGUUUCGAGUGGAAGUGGACAAUCUCUUCGAGACUCGAGAGCCGGUAGUGAAGAAGAAGAAGAAGAAAGGUGUGAGAAAGGAUGAAGAUGAAAAUCCAGCCAAAAGGCAGAAAACUGAAGGUGGUCUGAAGCUGAACACAACGACCAGCACGGAGAUCCUGCAUAUGAAGAAUCUGAAGCUGGGCACGGUGCUGCUCGGCUGUGUGAGGGAGAUCUUAAACUUUGAAGUUGUGCUCGGUCUCCCCAGUGGAAUGAAAGGCUACAUGCCCAUCUCGAGCAUUUCUGAUGCCUACACGAAGAUCCUGAGCAGCGCGCUGGACUCUGGGACAGACCUCGAGGAUCUUGUGUCCCCUGCCCACCUCCUCACCCCGGGGCAGUUGGUCAGAUGUGUGGUGACGACGCUGGAUCUGUCCAAGCAGGGCUUUGUCUGUCUCAGACUGUCCAUCAACCCCAAAGACGUCAACAAGGAGCUGAACUCCAGCUCUCUGAAAGCAGGCAUGACUCUCGGUGGCUGUGUGGAGAGCGUUGAGGAUCACGGUUACCUGAUAGACAUCGGAGUGAGUGGAACCAAAGCUUUUCUGCCCAAAGAUGAAACUGUCACAGCAAAAAAAGAUCUGAAGGUGGGUCAGUACGUGACGGCCAAGCUGGAGGAGGUGAAGAACGAGGGAAGGGUGGUGCGGCUUUCUGUCAAUCCUACUGUGGUUAAUCAAACCUGCGCAGAGACGAAUCACGGCUGGACGCUGAGUAACCUCUUACCUGGGCUGCUGGUCCAAGUCUGCAUCAGGAAGGUAACGACUCACGGCCUGAUCGUAACAUUCCUCUCAAAUUAUACCGGCCUGGUGGACUUCAUGCACGUCGACCCUGAUAAAUUGGCCACGUACAAAGUCGGGGACGAGGUGAAAGCUCGUGUCCUGUAUGUGGACCCGUCGUCUCGUCUGGUGGGUCUUUCCCUGCGCAGCUACCUCCUAUCACCAGGGGGCGGUAUGUUAGACAUCGUGACGAAUGAGAGAACAGGGGAGGUGCUGAAGGGCUGCAAGAUGACUGCUGUACACCACCAAUCCGGAGCCAUGAUGGAGCUGCCGGACGGGACCACGGCCUUCGUGCACAAAAGCCAUCUGAAAGAAUCCAAAGGGGAAUUUAACCCAAACCGACUCCUCGCUCAGCCUGAACACACACUGAGAAUAUUAGACUACAGCCCAAUGGAGCAGAUCUACAUGGCCACGCUGCGCAAAGCAGUUAUCGAAAUGCCUUUCUUCAGCUAUCAGGAUAUUAAAGCAGGACAGACAGUCCAGGGCACGGUGCUGAGCCUGGAAAAGUACGGCUUGCAUGUGAAAAUCACAGACCACAUUAAAGGCCUCGUUCCUAGAAUUCACCUGGCGGACAUCAUCCUCACCAACCCUGAAAAAAAGUACAAGGAAGGCAUGAGGAUCAAAUGUAAAGUUUUAUCAGUGGACCCCCAAAAUAAAAAGAUCACUCUGAGCAGGAAAAAAGCUCUGAUGGAGUCUCCGCUGCCCGUGUUCCUGACGUACAGAGACGCUCGUGUGGGGCUCGUCUCCCACGGCUUCAUCGUCUGCAUCAAGGAUUUUGGUUGCAUCGUAAGAUUUUUAGGCGAGGUUAAGGGCCUGGUGCCGACGUCCGAGCUGACCUCGGAGCCCUGCGACAACCCACAGGGUCUUUUUUACAUAGGACAGGUGGUGAAAGCCAAAGUGCUUAAGUGUGACGCUGACAAGGAGAAACUGCUCCUGUCCUUUAAAGCAGUGACCGCGAGAGACAUCGAGAAGGUCCAGCGUGUCAAGUUCAACUUUGAAUUCGGAAAGAAAGUGGAAGUGAUUGUACAAAAGAAAUCCCAGACUUGUCUUGAAGUGUCUAUUCUCCCAGAAGACAUGCCGGCUCUGCUUCCCACACCGCACCUCUCUGACCACAUGUCCAACUGCUCUCUGCUGUGGACGGCGCUCCAGGAGGGAGACACCAUCUCGAACGUUGUGUGUCUGAGACGAGACAAAGAAAGCAUCAUUCUCAGUAAGAAGCCGUCUGUGAUUGUGGCUCUAGAGGCAGAAAACUUGGUAUCGUCCUUCUCAGAGCUGCAGGUGGGGACGGAGAUGCUGGGCUGGGUGAAGAGCAUCAUGUCCUACGGCGUCUUUGUCGACUUCCCUCACGGCUUGUUUGGCCUCGCACCCAAAGCUACUAUGAGCGAUAAGUUCGUCACAGACACUGCAGGAGUGUUUGAGGUCGGGCAGACGGUAUUAGCCAAGGUGACCAACUUGGAUGAGGAGAAACGUCGGUUUUUGAUCAGCCUGAAGGUGUCGGACGUGAGCUGGUCAGAGAACGACGCCAAGGCCAGACUGAUCCAGGGUCAGAGCGAAAGAACGUCCGUGUACGACGCGAUGACCUCGAGAGGCGACUCGGACUUGCUGCAGCAGCUCUCGUCUGUUUCGCUCGGGGAUAAACUGAAGAUGACCGUGGACGUGACACGAGAGGACGGCUCGGUCGUCCUGACCUCAGAUCAGCUCAGCUACGCCACAGUGCUGGCCUCCAAAUACCACGUAGCAGAUGUCAACACCACUCCAGGCAAUCAGGUCACCGCUGUAGUGCUUCACGUUGACUUUUUGACCUCUGAAGUCCAUGUGUCCCUUCUGCCUGAUCUCACGGUGAAGAAGAAAAAGUUAACAGCUGACUCCCAGCACACCGCUACAGUCCAGUACAUGGACAAAGACUUUGCCGUAAUCUCAUUGGGCAACACCGGUCACCUGACUGUGAUUUUGACAUCCGACCACUUAAACGAAACGUUCAGCUCUGAUUCAGAAAAGCUGACCGUGGGUCGUAACGUAACCGUGAGCGUAACCGACCCGUGCUGUGAACAUCUGGGUGGACGAGCCCUCGUGGUUAAACAAGCCAAAAGCAGCGCUUCUCGGAACCGAGGCGGAGUGCACAAAUACAAGCCCGGGGACUUUGUGACGGCAAAGAUUAAGACCAUAAAACCUCUGUGUGUACUCGUAACUUUGCCGGAUGGAGUCACGGGCAGCGUGCAUGUUUCUCAGAUCAGUGAAUCGCCCAAAGUUGGAGGAUUCCCCACGUCGUCCCUGAAGGUCGGGGCUGAAGUUAAGGGCAGGGUCAUUGGUGCUCGUGACAUCCACAACCACAGGUUUCUCCCCAUCAGCCACCCCAACUUUGUCUUCUCUCAGCCUGAGCUCACGCUUCUCCCCAGUAAACUGGACGAUAGCAUACCUGCAGCGUCACUGGAGAACAAGCCUGACCCACAGAGCUUUAAAUCUGGACAGGAGGUCAUGUGCUAUGUAUCUAAAUACGUUCAGAAGUCAAAGUGUCUCGAGGUUGCCGUGUUUCCGAACAUUUUUGGAUUUGUGGACUUGCUGGCUAUGAUCACUAAACCUAAAGAGGCAAAGCAUCCACAAAAGCUCUACAAACACGGCCAGUGCGUCUCCGCUAAGGUCGUCACGAUCAACCCCAAAAAGCCAAACCAGCUCAAACUUUCCUUUACAGGGACGCACACUCUCGAGAAGGGGGUCGUUACCAUGGGUAUGGUGUGGAAAAAAAUCCCCCACGUGGGCUUGAUUCUGAAUCUGCCGUUCGGGAAUUUCGGCAUGGCACGUAUCACCGAUUUAUCAGACGAGUACGUGGACGCUCCGUUUGAGCAGUACAAAGAAGGCCAGAUGGUCAGAUGCUGCGUUGUUGGUGAAGAAGGCGGAAAGUUCCAGUUGUCUCUGCGUAUGUCCAGGAUCCGCACCGGAAAAGCUUUGAAGGUGAAAGACGUGGACGUCGGCUCCGUCUCAGAGCUCCAGGAGGGUCAGAUCAUCCGAGGUUAUGUAAAGAACGUUGGAGAAAAGGGCAUCUUCGUGAGGUUAUCCAGAUCAGUCACAGGAAGAGUCCUGUUCCAACACGCCACAAACUACUUUGCAGUCGACUCCGAUGUGUUCCCGCAGCACGUCUCCCAGAAUGCACUGCUGACCACCAAAGUUCUCCACAUUGAUGCAAAGACCGGUCACGUGGACCUCUCCUUGCUCCCAGAGGACACGGGAAAACCAGACAUUCUCCCAGAAUCCCUCGGGCUCCCACUGCGCCUGAGGGGAAAGGACAAGGAGGAGCACGACAAGAAGAACGCUGCAAAGAAGCGCAAGAUGGCUGAGAACCUGCAGAAAGAAGGCGGGCCACAGAAGAAACUAAAGAAAGAAGAAAACGAUGCAGAGAGCAAGAAAAAGAAGUUGGCGAAGGAAAAAGAGACGACGAACUCGCAAGCUGAAGAUCAGGACAGUGGAGUCGAGGUGUAUUUUAGAGAAAAGGGCACAGAGAAAAAGGACAAAGCAAAGAAAAAAGGUAAAAGUGCAGCUGCGGCUUCAGAAACGCCAAGCAGGCUACAGGUAGCAUCUGAUUUCUCCUGGGACGUAGCGCUGAGUUCUCUCAAACCUGUAACUUCGGCCCAAAACGUGUACGAGUCCAGCGAUGACGAGCAGGAAGACAGCAAGACUACCAAGAAGUCCCGGCAGGAGGCGAAGCUGGAACGGAAGGAAGCGGAGCUGAAGCUCAGCAAACGUGAGGCGGAGCUCAUGGAGCCCUCGGCGCGACCGGAGAGCGCGGAGGCUUUCGAGCGGCUGCUGCUCUCGUCACCAGACUCGUCUCUGCUCUGGCUACAGUACAUGGCGUUCCAGCUACAGGCCACACAGAUCGAGCAGGCGCGAGCUGUAGCCGAGAGAGCCCUCAAAACCAUCUCCUUUAGGGAGGAGCAGGAGAAGCUGAACGUGUGGGUCGCUCUGCUCAACCUGGAGAACAUGUACGGUACUGAAGAGAGCCUUCAAAAAGUGUUUGAGCGAGCCGUUCAGUACUGUGAGCCCAUACCUGUGUACCAACAGCUGGCAGAUAUUUACACCAAGUCCAACAAGAUCAAGGAAGCCGAGCACCUUUAUAAGAACAUGGUGAAGCGCUUCAGGCAGGAGAAGGCCGUGUGGCAAAGUUACGGCUCCUUCUUGCUGCGUCAGGGACAGAGCGACGCUGCCAAUGCUCUCCUCCAGAGGGCGCUGCAGAGUCUGUCCAAUAAAGAGCAUGUGGACUUGAUAGUCAAAUUUGCUCGGUUGGAAUUCCAGUACGGGAACGAAGAGCGAGCCAAGGCCAUGUUUGAAAAAGUCCUGAGCAGCUACCCCAAACGCACAGACUUGUGGUCCGUCUUCAUAGACCUGAUGAUGAAGCACGGCUCACAGAACGACGUCAGGGCCCUGUUUGAUCGCGUGGUCCACCUGAGUGUAUCGGUGAAAAAGGUUAAGUUCUUCUUCAAGCGCUACCUGGACUACGAGAAGAUACACGGCACACCAGAGAGCGUCCAAGCGGUCAAGCAAAAAGCUAUGGAGUAUGUGGAGACCAAAGGGACUGACGCCGCUAACUAGAACAAGCCAUCAACGUGGAACCAUUAAUCACAGAAACCAGUAAACAUGUGGACAAUAAUCCUAAUCUUGUGGCUUUGGGAGGAUGAAAUGUAUCCUGCUUAUGGUAGUAUCUCCGGCUGUUGGUAAUUGCAUCCGUUUCGCUUGUCUGGAUUCUUUCGUGGAAUCUAAUUGACAAACUUAAUAGGAUUUAUUUAAGACAUCAGGCUUUUAACCAGAAGUGAGCCAAAACUGUUGAUGAAGAGGCUGGCCAGUCUUCUUUCUUUCUUUCUUUCUUUUUUUUUUUUUUUUUUUUAAAUAAAUUAGUGGUUGAAAAAAAAAAAAAAUCAGGUUUUUACUGAUAUCAUGAAUGCAAGAUUAGAUUUUUGUAAAUGGAUUAAUUAAAGUGUUCCAAAAUCAUUCACUCUUUUAUAAGAAGCUUUAUCCACAAAACAUUUUAUUCAAAAAAAAAAUAAUAAUAAUACAAAAUAAAAAAAAGUGGCAAUGGGUUGGCCCUGAUACAUACUCAAUAAUAGGGAAGUACAGUUUAACUGCUGAUUAUUAGCUCAUAUCAUCAUAUUUCUUCUUUUAAUCACUAUACAAAGCCCAAUAAAGACUCACGGGACCUUUCGAACAGAACAA